CACGAGUGAAGUCGCAUGCGAUAUAAAUGGCAUAUAUGCGAUAUUUAUCGCAUGCGACAAUUCUUUAUUGGGCCCCUGCUGGUUGUGAGCUCGCGCGUGCGCGUGUAUGUGUGUGUGUGCGUAUCUGCGCGUGUUUAUGUAUUUUGUAAUACAACUGAUAUAGCCUUAGUAAAUCCCUAGUGAUUCAUCAUUAUCGGGAUGAUGAUAAUACGCAGCUCUUUUUUGACCCGCAGCGUGAAAGAUUUAUAAAAGUUCAUUGAUUAUGAUGAAAUAAUCAUUUCGUCAACAAAUCUAAUAGUAAUAAUGUGGUUCUCAAUUGGGUUCCGCACGUUUAAAAAAAGAAAACGAUUUUACGAUCGGGCUCUACCGAUAAUAUACCAAUAAUUUUUUAUAAACUAUUCAUGAACUAUUAUUUCGAAAACUAUCGUAAUAGUUUUGAAAAUUAACAGAAACAAUUUCAAAACUACACAAAAAAAAUUACCAAAUUUUUGUGUUAUAAUAUACAGUACCAGAGGAUAAGUGUUGUUGAAGGAAAAAGGACGCAAGAAGCGCAUCUGAUGGGAAAAGUGAGAUGGAGAGUAAGAAAAACAUGGCGGAUGUUUUGUUUGUGUGCAAAGAUGGUUAUGCUGCUCGGUUUCGGUAAUGUGUCGUAUAAGUGUAGUUUAUCGUGAUCGAAGAAAAAGGAAGAAAAGAAAGCUCAUUCGAAAUAAUAAUAGUGGAUAAAAGCAGAGUGUCGAAAAACGGUGGUUUGUUGUAUGGGUGGGGGAGGUGGGCGGCCAAGGGAGGUGGUGGAGGAAAAUUUCUAAACAGAGGGAAAAAGGUGGCACUUUUAAAACGAAAAAAAAAGAAAAGUAUGAACGCUACGAGUUUGUAUGUGUCGACAUGUCGGCUGGUAUUACAGGCCGAUGUGGAAGAUCCAAACUCUUGGACCGAUUUGUAUAGACUGGUACCUUAUUUGCGUCAGAGUUUGAGUUGCACUGUUUGUUCGAAUCUUUUGAUUGAGCCUCACACACCAACUGAAACCAAUUGUCAGCAUCACGUAUGUCGGGCUUGUCGCGGCGGUAGGAAAAAGUUAAAACCCUCGUGCGGAUGGUGCAAAGAUUAUGAGAAAUAUAUUGAAAACGUACAGCUCAGAAUUUUACUUCAGUGUUACAAAAAAUUGUGCGAAUACUUGAGGAGCACUGGGAUUUAUCGUAAUUUGAUAUUAUCCGUCGCAGCUUCCAAUUCUAGCAACAAUUGUCCUGCUGCAAUGGGUGCCAACAGUCUUAUGGAAUUGCUCCAGGAAGGUGCUGGAUUUAAAGAUGAAUUUAAAUGUAAUGCAGGCCUUUCCAAAUCCGCCUAUAGCAUAUUGCCGUGCGUCUAUACGAGUACCACUUCAACACAAACUCAAGCCAAUACUUUGCCAACCAUCGACAACUUGGCUACGCAAACAGUACCUGAUUCACCAGCUAUCAGAACAGUGUCCAAUGGAUCUUCAAUAUAUUCGGUCAUGUAUGCUGGCUCUGGUAACAAAAUAACGAUAAAAAGAAAAGCAGCAACAAGUAUCGAGGACGAAGAAAUGGUACAUCAGGAAGGGGAUGUUGCAACAAGAGGUUCAGUGGGAGGGGUAAAAUGCAUUCCAUCUUCGCAUCUAACGUAUGGGUCUACUUCUCAGAAAAAGUCUUCAAAAGGCAUCAAGGCGUCCGGAAGUUUUAAAAAACCGAGAUCAAGUUCCACCAGAAGCAAGAGAAAGGGGUGUAGAUGCGGCAACGCGACAGCGAUACCCGGUAAACUCACCUGCUGCGGUCAAAGAUGCCCUUGUUACGUUGAGAGCAAACCUUGCAUCGAGUGCCGAUGUCGAGGUUGCAGGAAUCCCCAUACAGCUGAUGGUUUGAAGAUUCGUCCACACAUACCGGAACUUCACAAUUUGCAACUUCAGCUCUCGGCGCCCCUUCACUGUGAUUCAUUGGAGACCGAUCCAUUGGCGACGGUACAACAAUGUUUAUCGACGUCACCAACAACAAUACAAGUAUUAAAUGUCUAUUCAACACCCCGUUUAGACAUUGAUAACGUGCCGCAAAAUUUACCUGCGGCGUUGCUGGUCGGUGAGGAUGCGAUCAUCAGUACGGAAAGUGAGGCGGAAGACAGUGACGUGCAAAUUGACGUCUGACAACGGGACUAAGGGUGUUCGAGGUGCGGCCUUGAGCACCCGUUUUCAUAAUUUUUUUUUCAUCACUAUUGUUAAUAAUAACGUUAAGGUUAUUUCCAAUUAUUAAUCGAAAGAGAAUUAUUUGCGGCGGGUAGAAAAAACGAUGUAAUGGAUUCAACGGGUGUCGUAAAAAGGUAAUUUCGGGCAACACAUUGUCUCUGCCUUUUGAACUAGUGUUUUGAGCAAACCUGAUGCAUUAUCUGUUUAACGAUUAAAAACCACGAAAAUGAAUUUGUUGUACAGUAAAAAAAGAAGAAAAAAGAUUGCGCGAAAUUCGUCAUGUGGGAGUGAAUGUUGAAAAAAAAACAAAUAACAUAAUUCAAUAGUAACAAAUGAAGCGGCAAUUUUUUAAGAUGUGUAAAAUAAUUAUACGUAUUUAUUUAAUUAAAUCAUUCGAUUGUACUAAUAGGAAACUCACACGAAGCCAAUGGAAAAUAUUAAACAUGACCAAUACGUGUUAAUUUUAAAGAAAAUAUUCGUCUUUUUUUGCGUUUCAUGCUCGCUCAGAUAAGUCGGAACUUUUUGUAACAGUUUUUUAUUUCUUCUAUUUCUUUAGAGAGCAUAUGCGGUUUUAGAUGAUUGUAAAUAUAUAACUAUCAAAAUACGAAAGAGAAGAUUAAUAGCUUCUAAACAAAUGUUUAGUGAUGCGUUUGUUCAUUAUAUAGAAGCAAUAGAAUGCUGUGUGGAAAAUUUAUAGGAAUAUAUUUUCAAGGGAUUCUUAUGAUUGUUCCGAAGUAGGCCAAGCCUGCUUUACUUUUUAUUUUGCUCCGUUAGAAAUAGUUUUCUUCGACCACAGUUUAUAUUAGCGAAAUUUGGUUACGGUGUCAUUUAAUUUGAAAAAAAAUAUGGCAGUACAAAAUUAAUCUUGAGAGAGCAGUCAUAUUUUUUUACUAUCCAUGUUGAAAGAAAAAACAAGAUCUCAAACAUUCCCUCAUGAUCCCUAACGUAUGAUCUUGUAAACAGAUAAAUAAAAAGAAAAAGAACAUGACGGGGCGAGAAAAUGAUUAA
Molecule: messenger RNA, 3196 nt
Organism: Venturia canescens
Lineage: Eukaryota; Metazoa; Arthropoda; Insecta; Hymenoptera; Ichneumonidae
Gene: msl-2
Product: male-specific lethal 2
Exons: 4
Coding region: 854-2149 (431 amino acids)
Biological process (GO): protein ubiquitination
Cellular component (GO): MSL complex
Molecular function (GO): ubiquitin protein ligase activity
Source: RefSeq, a predicted model, not a curated record